Messenger RNA from Amoebophrya sp. A120, 1220 nucleotides. The record is from the annotation of a GenBank genome assembly. NCBI's taxonomy places the organism in Eukaryota, Dinophyceae, Syndiniales, Amoebophryaceae.
AUGUGGGAAGAGGUGCUGACCAGUCUGGGAGCCGGCUCCCUCGGGAUGCUUGCCUUCGUGGCACUGUCCAGUCGACGGAGACUAAGCUGUGCCGUCGACAAGGACAUGGAAACGAAGGAUCUGCAAGCGGCUCGCGAAGACGAAAACAAUCCCAGGAGUGAUGAACAAAAAAAUCAAGCGAGCCAUGCGCAGGACAACGCCGACACCUCCGACCCGGCCACAGACCGGGCGACUACCUCCGCAACAGCAGCGUCGGAACGAGCGAAGAUCUUCACGUUCGACGUCAAGGAAGAUCACGAUGGGGAGCUCGUCGACGACGACGCUUUUGCGCCCUUGUGGGACAAACUGGCCCGCAUAAAGGCGGGCGCGGAGGAGGAGCUCUCCGAGGACGACAAAUACCUCAUCCGCGUGGAGCUCGCAAGGCGCGAGAGGAAAACGGGGCGGGUGGGGCUAGACUACCUGCAACAAAACAUGGAACACGGGGAAUACGCAGAAUUACAGGGGUAAGAAACUUCUAGGACGUGACCAUGUAGGUGGUUUGUACUUUGAUGUGUAAGGUAGAUCAUUAGGAUGACGAAUUCAACUUCACACCCAUUUCCGCAGGUCCAAGAAAAUGCAUCCGUUCCAAAGGAUGCACAUGCAGCAGAUGCUACUUAGACUUUGUUUCCAUUAGCUUGAGCAAAAGAUUCCACUGCAUCAUGAUCCGCAGGUUUAUUGACCCUUCGGCACCGCGCACCCCGUUGGACCGGAUUUUCCUGCUGGGCAUCCUGUUCAUGUGCUUUUGCGCCCUGGUCGCCCUCGGCGUGCUGCUGUUUUUUCUGUACAAGGCCUUGUACAAGAAGGACGAUCAGGUUAUCAACCGUUUCAUGCAGAACUGGAGUAGGUUUUCUUGGUCCGUCGUGCACUACCUGCGAGACGAGGUGCUUACAAACCCAAAUCUCGACCGGCUGGUGCAAGGGGCGCAAAGUAUUCUUGCACCCUCCACCAGUUCCCCCGGAACAGGCCAAUCCGUGAAAAACACAAACACUGAUUUGUAGCUCGAUGCAUCCCGUUACAGAAAAUUUUUGGUGCCAACUCACACACAAAGAAUUGUCCUCGCACUCGAGGAGGAAGGAAGAAAAGCAGCAAGCGAAAAAAUUGCACUUCCUUGUUAGGCAUGCUCGUGCCGCAAAAAAAAGUCAAAGGCAGUUCUUGACCCGCGGACCUCUUUGAAAGAUGCU